AUGGCAGACACGAUGGCGGAAACGAUAGCGGACAGCCUCCGCCUUUCUCCCAUCUUCGACGGCGAUAAGAACGAUCCCCUCAGCAUAAUGGAGGGCUUGAACCCAGAGCGUGCCCUGCGGUUGCUGCUGCCAUGCUCUCCAGAAAUGCCGACCAAAAGCGCGGUUGGGCCUCUCAAGACGGGUAGCAACGCCCUCAAACUGGGCGCGGCUACCUCUCAGAAGCCUGCAAGCAUUAAGAAUGAGCUUCCUCCAUCGCAAAAUGGAGGAUCCCGAUCGCUUUUGCACCUCCCAAGGAAUCUUCCCUCGGUGAUUGCGGGUGUCAAGAGGCCCCGCGAUCAUCUGGACGAUUCAGAGCAGCAAUGGUGCUCGAGUCCUCCUUCAUUGCCGCCUCAACCGGGACCAAAUGAGCACACCAUGUACUUGGAAAGCCUGCUUACGCCACGCUGCCUCCUGUUGACGCUCAAGUCAAGGUGCGGUGGCGGCAGCCAGUCGAUUUCGACCCAGUAUCGUUCAAUUUCAAACGCAGGGCUGCUCCUGGGAAACGUGAUCCAAGACCAUCUAGAUCUCCCUGUUCUACAGCUGCCACUUCCGAACCAAGCGGAAGGGAGCAUAGAGCGGGUCGUUCAAGGAGAGCUUCUAGAAAACGCUUGGUGCGAUCUCACGCCCGAGGCAAAGUAUGCCUAUGCCCGCCAACUGCGUCACAUUCUCAACAAUAUGCGAAGUGGCAUGAAUCCAACUCGCACCAAACCGGCCAUCUCAAACGAAGGGACCGUGCUGGGAUCUGCCUCUUCUGGUCCCUACUCUCUGAUACUGGACCAGCAUGUCCAGAAUACUUAUUGGGCGGUCCGCGCCAAGCCCACAUGCCGUCAAUUCAUUGCUUUUCUGGCAGCGUCGUUUGUCCCGUCUGUUCCGACACACGUCGCCGAGGCCUUGACCUCUCAGUUUCGGUUUGAUUACAGUAUCCGCUUCACUCAUGGCGAGCUGAGCCCAAAGAAUAUCAUUGUUCAGAACAGCAAGAUUGUGUGCAUUCUCGGCUGGGACAGUGGAGGUUGGUAUCCGGAGUGGUGGGAAUACGUCAAGUUCUUUGAGGCUCGCACUGCUCCGGAAAACCAAGACUGGUACGACUAUGCUCGCGACAUUUUUGCGGAAACGUAUCCGGGGGAACUUGUGGCGUAUCAGGGCAUUGCCAGAUGCCAAAGACAGUGA
Messenger RNA from Trichoderma aggressivum f. europaeum, 1206 nucleotides. RefSeq lists its product as uncharacterized. The coding region runs from base 1 to 1206 and encodes 401 amino acids. NCBI's taxonomy places the organism in Eukaryota, Fungi, Ascomycota, Sordariomycetes, Hypocreales, Hypocreaceae. The record is from RefSeq and is a predicted model, not a curated record. The transcript is spliced from 2 exons.